AUACCGUCUAAGUUAUGGUGCCCUUGCCAAUGAAACACAGUCACUGUUGACAAGGAAAUUUGAUAGAUCCUCACAACAUGGAGUCAUGGAAGAGUUAAAGCAAAUGGGUAGGAGACUCUUGGUUCUGGAAAAAGAAUGUCACAUCCCUAUUCAUAUAAAAGAACAACACAAGCAGGUACUGCAAAAAUGGAUAGUUCAUGGGGAAUCUUUUCAAGAAACAAGGGCUUAUAAAAGAGCGAAAGAGAUAAUCGACGAAAGAGGAGUUCUGUUUAUUGUUGGUGGUCCAGGAAGCGGGAAGACCUUUAUUGCAAGGCAUUUAGCUAUUCAGUUUCAGACACAAAAGUGGGAAAUCAUUCCUGUUGGAAGCCCUGAUGAAAUCCGGCAAUAUUUGUAUCCUGUGAUAAAUCAAAUGUUUGUCCUUGACAACCCAUUCGGAAGCUUUGGUUUAGAUAUGUCAAAGUAUGAUUGCUUCAUGGAAUUGUUUGACUAUCUUUCUUGUCUUUCAAAAGUAUCUUCUACAAAAAUUAUAUUUACCUGCAGAAAAAAUGUGUAUGUAGAAUGCAACGAUCUUGAGCCUUUUCCUUUCGAAGCAGAAAGUACUAUAGAUAUAGAAAGCAAUGAAUACCAUUUAAAUGGUGAAGAAAGAUUAAGAAUUCUAGAAACUUACUGCAUCAAAAGAAACAUCCCCAAGGUUACCUAUGAACAUAUUUCUGUUGAAAACAAUUAUCCAAUGUUCCCUCUUUUAUGUAGCUUACUUCGUGAGGGAAUGGACAUACACCAGAGACUAAACCAUCCUAUAGAAUGCUUGCAAAAGGAGCUUCUAAUUAUGCGAAAGUGUGAAUCCAUUACCUUCGUCGUUCUAGUAUUAUGCGUGUUUCGAAAUAAUACUUGUGCAGACAAAUUCCUUGAUGAAAACAGACAAUUAUUAUCAGAAUUACUAUCAAAUUGUGGACUGAGUCAUAACACGCCUAUAUCAGCAAUACGUGAUGCUUUCAUUAAACUUGAAGGAACCUACCUCUCAGACGUGAAGGACAGGAUAACGUUUACCCACGAUUCAGUAUUUGAAGUUGUAUCUCAUAUGUAUGGAAAGGAAAACACACGGCAUUUUCUCGAGAACAUAUCUUUUGAAUACCUUAACAAUAAUGUUGAGAUUGUGACAUCUAGAAAAAUCAGUUCAAAUUCGUCAAUCCUGCAGCUACAACUAGAAGAUUGUUUUCAUUUGUCAGUACGAAUAUAUAAUGAAAUAAGACAAUUGAAUUACCAUUUAGUUUUCGGAUCAAAAAAGUCUUUUCUUAAAGACACUAAAUUCAUAACAUCUUUUCUUCGAUUUCUGGAUUGGGUCCAAUUUGCGGAAAUUGUAGAUAUGUUUCUGGUAGAUCAUUUACAUAGUUCAAAGUGGUUUGAUUUUGAGGAUGUGUAUUCAUUUCAAGGACACAAAAGCUUCCGUCGAAGAAUUCUUACGAGUCACAGCUCUGAUAAAAAUAUGCAAAAAGUGCGAGCAUUAAGCUGGGUACUGGCAUUCGGUCACAAGGAAAUACUUUGCUAUUUGAUAAAAAGAGCAAAAGAAGAAAUGCAUGGAGAACUCACAAGACUCGAAGUUUGGGAAUUGUUCCUCACAGAUGACCUACAAGAGCAAACAAGAUUAUUAAUGUUAGCAUGUCUAAGUGGAGAAUUAAAAAUUGUGAAUUUUGUGACUCGACACUUCGAUAAUGAUUGUUUGAAGAUUGAAUACCCUACUGGGCUUUAUGUCCCAAUCCUUGUCAGUUGUCUAACGCCAUAUCCUCACGUUGUAGAGGCUCUUAUACGUGCUGGAGCAAAUGUUAAUGCCACAGAAAAUGCGUAUUAUAAUGUGCGUGAUACCUCCAUUUUAAUUGCUGUAAAAAAUAAGCAUACAUUUGUCGUUAAAGUUCUUAUUGAAUACGGAGCUGAUGUUAACAAAUGCAACUUGAAUGGCGAAACACCAUUAAUUAUUGCAUCACGAAUCGGAAGCUUAGAAAUUGUUAAACUAUUAGUUGAAAAUGGUGCUGAUGUUGAAUUUCUUGAUAUGGAAGGUAAAACAGCUUUAUUUUACGGGAUAAAAAAUCGUCAUGCUCAAAUUGUAAAUUUCCUUCUAGAGAAGGGAAGUGAUGUAAGCAAAUUCAUCGAUGACAAACAGUCCAUAUCAGUUUUGGAUUUGCACUUUAUUGUAGACUGUCCUUCUUCUGUUCAAAAUAUUGAAAGGAUAAUGUACAGGGCAGCUGAAUUUGGUCGUAUAGAUAUUUUAGAAUAUAUAAAUGAGCAGAAAGAAAAGGCACAGUUUCCGGAGUUAGAUAUGAAUUUUCUGGUAUAUGUAACGUGUAAGAAUGCUCAAUUUGAUGCAUUGAAUUAUCUUAUUAAAAAUGGUUUCGAUGUCAAUUUUUGUGAUGAACAACACACUACCCCGCUGUGCGCCGCGUCGGGUGAGGGAGACCUCUCCAUUGUUUCCUUCUUAAUUGAAAACGAAGCAGUUAACCCGAACCAGAUUGAUGUUCAUCAAAAAUCUGCGCUGCAUUGGGCAACAGAAAAUAGUAAGCAAGUUGUUAUUGAAUAUCUAGUUAAAAAAGGAGCGUCUGUCAACAUUCUCGAUAUAAAUAAGACAUCUCCUUUGCACAAUUCCUGUGCUAAAGGCAAUUACGAAAUAGUGCGUUUUCUCCUGACACAUGGCGCUGACUUGAAUGUAAAAAUGAAAGGGGGGGAAACUCCUCUAUUCUGUGCUAUUGCAAAUGGACGACUUAAAAUAAUGGAACUUCUUAUAAAGCGUGGUGCAGAUAUUCAUACGUUCGAUUCCAGAAAUGUUUCACUAUUACAUUUAGGUUCAAGGUUGGGGAAUAUUCGAAUAGUGCAAAGAUUGGUUGACCUAGGCUGUGACACUAAUAAAUGCGACAGAAAAAAUGGAAACGAAGACAUUGUUGGACUUUCUUCCAGAAAUUUUGCAAACGUGAAUACUGCUGAUUUACAGUGUCAGACACCGCUGCAUAUGGCAGUACAAAAUAAUCAUACAGGUGUAAUACAACUUUUACUAAAGCAUGGAGCAGAUGUCAAUGCUGCCGACAAAUUCGGAAAAACUGCAUUUGAUUAUGCUAGUGACGAAAUUCUAAACGAAUUCUUGUUUGUUAUCCUAGGAGCUUAUUCAUAAAGAACGACUAGUUAAAUAUUUCAUAUUGUGAAGGAAUUUAUCUUGUAUAAACUUGGGAACAAAUAUCCUAACAUUAGAAAUAUAUAUUCAAAAAAUGAACUGUUUUUUUCAAAAAGAAUUGCUUGCUUUCAUCUAUAAGAAUUUCAAUUGUAUCUCAUUUGGUCUUUACAAUGAACAUUACAUCGAAUAUUGCCUGACUUUUAAUGUAAUUUUGAGACCAUUACUGAUAUGUAUAAAGUAAAUCCUCUUUGCCAGAUUAAUACAAAAUUUUUGUGGCUUGAGUGAUACGACAUUGGACGGCUAGAUGACAUAUGGUCAAAUGUUUCUCUUUAGGACAGAUUAUGAUGCAAACAAUAAAUGAA
This is a messenger RNA of Saccostrea cuccullata (small rock oyster), 3516 nucleotides long. RefSeq names its product protein TANC1-like. The transcript is spliced from 2 exons. The record is from RefSeq and is a predicted model, not a curated record. The coding region runs from base 86 to 3154 and encodes 1022 amino acids. NCBI's taxonomy places the organism in Eukaryota, Metazoa, Mollusca, Bivalvia, Ostreida, Ostreidae. Gene Ontology annotation, molecular function: protein binding.